UGUUUUAUAUUUUGCAGUUGAUGAAGCUUUUGAACGGGAACAGGCAACUCAAGAAUUGAAUGAAAGCAAUGAACAAAAUACUGUCGCGGAGGAAGGAGGGGAAGAGCAAGAGGAGGAAACCGUCCCCUUAACACUGGAAGAAAGAGAAAACAAAGAUUACCUUAAAUCUUUGUUUGAAAUCUUGAUCCUAAUGGGUAAACAAAAUAUUCCUUUGGACGGCCAUAACAUUGAUGAGCUUCCAGAAGGUAUUUUUACUUCAGAUAACUUUCAGGCUCUACUGGAAUACAGAAUAAAUGCUGGAGAUGAAGUUCUGAGGAAACGAUUUGAGAUGACUGCGGUCAAUCUUGAGUAUUGUUCGAAAACGCAGCAGAAACAAAUGCUUGAGAUCUGCGAAAGCUGUAUCAGAGAAGAGACACUGAGGGAAAACAACGAGCAGAAGGGCAACCAGCUGAAGGAGAUCUGCCGUUCUCAGUGGACGGGCAGGCACGACGCUUUCGAGGUGUUAGUGGACCUCAUGCAGGCCUUGGUGCUGUGCUUGGAUGCGGUAGGCAACGACUCAUCCGUCAGGUGGAACAACUUCAUUGCUGGUCGAGCAUUUGUACUUUCCAGCGCGUUGACAGACUUUGACUUCAUUGUCACUAUUGUCAUCCUGAAAAACGUUCUGUCUUUCACGAGAGCGUUCGGAAAAAAUCUCCAAGGACAAACCUCAGAUGUCUUCUUCGCUGCCGGCAGCUUAACAGCAGUGUUACAUUCUCUGAACGAAGUGAUGGAGAACAUUGAAGUUUACCAUGAGUUUUGGUUUGAGGAAGCAACGAAUUUGGCUACGAAACUGGAUGUACAAAUUAAACUCCCAGGAAAAUUUCGCAGGUCGCGACAGGGGAACUUGAACUCUGAGCUAACGUCAGAAAAUUACUACAAAGAAGUCCUUAGUGUCCCCACGGUGGAGCACAUUAUUCAAGAAUUAAAAGAUAUUUUCUCAGAACAACAUUUAAAAGCUCUAAAGUGUUUAUCAUUGGUGCCCUCAGUCAUGGGGCAGCUGAAAUUCAAUACGUCCGAGGAGCAUCAUGCUGACAUGUACAAAAAUGACUUGCCUAAUCCGGACACGCUAUCCGCUGAGCUUCACUGUUGGAGAAUCAAGUGGAAGCACCGAGGAAAAGAUAUUGAACUUCCAGCUACUAUUUAUGAAGCACUUCAUUUGCCUGACAUUAAGUUUUUCCCGAAUGUUUACGCCUUGCUUAAAGUCUUGUGCAUCCUUCCAGUGAUGAAGGUGGAGAACGAAAAAUACGAAAUAGGACGAAAGCGCUUGAAGGCGUACCUGAAAAACACCUUGACAGAGCAAAGGUCGAGCAACCUGGCUUUGCUGAACAUAAACCUUGAUAUAAAACACGACUUAGAUUUAAUGGUGGACACCUACAUUAAACUCUACCCAGAAAAAGUGGAAUUUCAGGAAGACUUUAUUUCCUCAAACAACCCUCGAGUGACAGAAGAGGCUUAAUUUUUUUUUUAAGCUCUACCUAAUCUGUUGAAGCAGAUUUUUCUUAAUUAAGUCUCAACGCUGAGGAAAAAAUGUGAAAUCUUAAAAAUCAUGGCAAUUGUAUUUCCAUUUUAGGUCUCGGACUGGAGAAGCUGUGGUCAGUGACCCAAAUUAUGUUUUGUUAGUCUGCAUUAAAUGUGUUACGCGAACAAAGCCAGGCCUGAAAAUAAGCCCAUGCUCUUGGCAGAGGUGCUUUCUAUAUCUUAAUGAUUGACUUAAUUAGGUGCUCGUUUACUUUAUGGCAUCUUGGAAAAAGGACAUUAUGAUUGUAGAUCUGGUGGGGCUGUUACAUAUUUGCUCAUGAAUUAGGAUAAGAAAAAAAAAAA
Calidris pugnax (ruff) is the source of this 1860-nucleotide messenger RNA. Its product is annotated as 52 kDa repressor of the inhibitor of the protein kinase-like. The transcript is spliced from 2 exons. Bases 191 to 1495 code for a protein of 434 amino acids. Gene Ontology annotation, molecular function: protein dimerization activity. The record is from RefSeq and is a predicted model, not a curated record. NCBI's taxonomy places the organism in Eukaryota, Metazoa, Chordata, Aves, Charadriiformes, Scolopacidae.